GGUUCAGUCCCGCCGUGGUUCCAGUGCCCUGCUUCCAGCCGUAGGUCCUGUUUUUGCACGGGGCGCCAUGGGGGAAGCGGAGAAGUUUCACUACAUCUACAGUUGUGACCUGGACAUCAACGUGCAGCUUAAGAUAGGAAGUUUGGAAGGGAAGAGAGAACAAAAGAGUUACAAAGCCGUUCUAGAAGACCCAAUGUUGAAGUUUUCAGGACUGUACCAAGAGACUUGCUCUGACCUUUAUGUUACUUGUCAAGUUUUUGCAGAAGGGAAGCCUCUGGCCUUGCCAGUGAGAACAUCCUACAAGGCAUUUAGUACAAGAUGGAACUGGAAUGAAUGGCUCAAACUGCCUGUGAAAUACCCUGACCUGCCCAGGAAUGCCCAGGUGGCCCUGACCAUAUGGGAUGUGUAUGGACCAGGAAAGGCAGUGCCUGUGGGAGGAACAACAGUGUCGCUCUUUGGAAAAUACGGCAUGUUUCGCCAAGGGAUGCAUGACUUGAAAGUCUGGCCUAAUGUAGAAGCAGAUGGAUCAGAACCCACAAAAACUCCUGGCAGGACAAGCAGUACUGUCUCAGAAGAUCAGAUGAGCCGCCUUGCCAAGCUCACCAAAGCUCAUCGACAAGGACACAUGGUGAAAGUAGAUUGGCUGGACAGAUUGACAUUUAGAGAAAUAGAAAUGAUAAAUGAGAGUGAAAAACGAAGUUCUAAUUUCAUGUACUUGAUGGUUGAGUUUCGAUGUGUCAAGUGUGAUGAUAAGGAAUAUGGCAUUGUUUAUUAUGAAAAGGAUGGUGAUGAGUCAUCUCCAAUUUUAACGAGCUUUGAGAUAGUGAAAGUUCCUGACCCUCAGAUGUCUAUGGAGAAUUUAGUUGAGAGUAAACACCACAAGCUUGCCCGGAGUUUAAGAAGUGGACCUUCUGACCAUGAUCUCAAACCUAAUGCUGCUACAAGAGAUCAACUCAAUAUUAUUGUGAGUUAUCCACCAACCAAGCAACUUACAUAUGAAGAACAAGAUCUUGUUUGGAAGUUUAGAUACUAUCUUACUAAUCAAGAAAAAGCUUUGACAAAAUUCUUGAAAUGUGUUAAUUGGGAUCUACCUCAGGAGGCCAAACAGGCAUUGGAACUUCUGGGAAAAUGGAAACCAAUGGAUGUAGAGGAUUCCUUGGAGCUGUUGUCCUCCCAUUACACCAAUCCAACAGUGAGGCGUUAUGCUGUUGCCCGGUUGCGACAGGCAGAUGAUGAGGAUUUGUUGAUGUACCUAUUACAGCUGGUCCAGGCUCUCAAAUAUGAAAAUUUUGAUGACAUAAAGAAUGGAUUAGAACCUACCAAGAAGGAUAGUCAGGGUUCAGUGUCAGAGAGUGUGUCAAAUUCUGGAAUAAAUUCUGCAGAAAUAGAUAGCUCCCAGAUUAUAACUAGCCCCCUUCCUGCGGUGUCUUCCCCUCCUCCUGCAUCUAAAACAAAAGAAGGUCCAGAUGGUGAAAGUCUGGAGCAAGAUCUCUGUACCUUCUUGAUAUCAAGAGCCUGCAAAAACUCAACACUGGCUAAUUAUUUAUACUGGUAUGUGAUAGUGGAAUGUGAAGAUCAGGAUACUCAGCAGAGAGAUCCAAAGACCCAUGAGAUGUACUUGAAUGUAAUGAGACGAUUCAGCCAAGCAUUGCUGAAGGGUGAUAAGUCUGUCAGAGUUAUGCGUUCUUUGCUGGCUGCCCAGCAGACGUUUGUAGAUCGGCUGGUGCAUCUAAUGAAGGCAGUACAGCGGGAAAGCGGAAAUCGUAAGAAAAAGAAUGAGAGACUCCAGGCAUUGCUUGGAGACAAUGAAAAGAUGAACCUGGCAGAUGUGGAACUUAUCCCGUUGCCUUUAGAACCGCAGGUGAAAAUUAGAGGCAUAAUCCCAGAAACAGCCACAUUAUUUAAGAGUGCUCUUAUGCCUGCACAAUUAUUCUUUAAGACAGAAGAUGGAGGCAAAUAUCCAGUUAUAUUUAAGCAUGGAGAUGAUUUACGCCAAGAUCAACUUAUUCUUCAAAUCAUUUCACUCAUGGACAAGCUGCUGCGGAAAGAAAACCUGGAUUUGAAGUUGACACCCUAUAAAGUAUUAGCCACUAGUACAAAACAUGGCUUCAUGCAGUUUAUUCAGUCAGUUCCUGUUGCUGAAGUUCUUGAUACAGAAGGAAGCAUUCAGAACUUUUUUAGAAAAUAUGCACCAAGUGAGAAUGGGCCAAAUGGGAUCAGUGCUGAGGUUAUGGACACUUACGUUAAAAGCUGUGCUGGAUAUUGCGUGAUUACCUAUAUACUUGGAGUUGGAGACAGGCACCUGGAUAACCUUUUACUCACAAAAACAGGCAAACUCUUCCACAUAGACUUUGGAUAUAUUUUGGGUCGGGAUCCGAAGCCUCUUCCUCCUCCCAUGAAGCUGAAUAAAGAAAUGGUGGAAGGAAUGGGGGGCACACAGAGUGAGCAGUACCAAGAGUUCCGUAAACAGUGUUACACGGCUUUUCUCCACCUUCGAAGGUAUUCUAAUCUGAUUUUGAACUUGUUUUCCUUGAUGGUAGAUGCAAACAUUCCAGAUAUUGCUCUUGAACCAGAUAAAACUGUGAAAAAGGUUCAGGAUAAGUUCCGUCUAGACCUGUCUGACGAAGAGGCGGUGCAUUACAUGCAGAGUCUGAUUGAUGAGAGUGUGCACGCCCUGUUUGCUGCCGUGGUGGAGCAGAUUCACAAGUUUGCCCAGUACUGGAGAAAAUGAAACUGGCUUUGGCCCAUCAAGAUGCUUGACUCCAUAAGGAAACUACUUUAGAAGAAACCUGUGUAUAAGGAAGACUUCAGAGUAACAAGCAAGGAAGAGAACAUUUAAUCUUCAAGAUAUCAUCCGUCCUGAAUGUUCCAUGGUGCCUGAAUUCCGUUUCCUUGAAUGUCAUUGCUUAAAUAUGAUCUUGAAGGAUUUGUUUUGAAAUACUGUAUAUAUUUAUUUUUAAAUGUACACAUUGUUAAAAAGCUAUUUCAGGAUCAUGUACAUAUUGUGAGAGUUCUGGAGGAAUUUUAUGUUGAAAUAGUAAAACAUUUAGUGUUUAAGUUUGAAAUGCCUUUCUUCCCUCAGCCCUUCUCAUCAGGUGUAGUUAUAUGAAUUUGGAUUAACUGUCUCAGUUUAGAAGUUUUUUCUGUUUUGUCUCUCUUUCCUUCGUUUCCAGAUUUUCAUUUUUUUUUUGCCUUAUCUAUAAUACUUCAAGUUUUACAUGUUAUGGCUCCUUCUUUUAUAGUUCGAGAAUUGUAUAUACUUCAAAUAAGACAGUCAUUUUCUCUUACUUAUAAAUCUUGUGGGUUUUUCUUUUUGAAAACUAUAGUUCACAGAUCUCCUAGGUUUUAAGUACAUAAAGCAGGAUAUAAAAAUGUAAUUACUGGAUAACUGGCCAAUAGGUAAUAAGACAAAAGCUUUUAGUAUUGAGCCUAAGAUAUUUUUACACAAAAUGUAAGUAGAAAUUGCCUUUCUGCAAUAAAUUCCUUUUUGAUGAAAACUUAGUUUUCAAAAGCUUUUUGAAUUGGCUCUGCUAAACCUGUUAAUGUAAUAUAUCUUUUCUGAUCUAAGCAAAAUAAUUUUUUGUCUUGUAAAACUGGAAGUCCCACUAAUCCAUCUAGCUUUUUUCCCUCAUGGAACUUUGGGAAAUAGGAACACACACAAAUGAGAAGAGCAACAUAAUAAUCUUUGCAAAUUAAUGUGUUGCAUAGUCACGUGACUUUGUUUUGGAAGAUAAACAAUAUCUUAUUCUUUUGGUGCUGAAUAAAUAUUAAAUAUCAAAUGACAGAAAAGAUUAAGAAGGUUAAAUUAAGUCACAGUUUCAGAGAACGCCAUUAAUUAUGUCUAUUUGAUAGCAAAUUCUCAUCUGUGAGCUUGCCUCUUUAGAGUGGGGUUACCAGCUGGAAAGCAAGCAUAUAAUUAAGAGACAUACUAGAGACAUAUGGAAUGUGAUUUGUAUAAAACAUACAUGCAGAUUAGAGAAAUGGUGAAGAUGAAAAGACCUUUACAAAUCAUCGUUAAGAGAGUUUAUGCCCAAACUAAUUGGCAGGCUCCAUCUUCUGUCUUGCUUUUUCUUUGCCUCACAUAGUUACAUCAUUUUUUGUUACCUAGGAGUUUUUAACCCAUCAGCAUUCCCAUUCUUUUAGUCCUUUUUCUAUUGGCACCUCCUCCAAAAAGUUUUCUCAAAAUGGCGCUGUUGAAAGUGACCUCUCCAAUCUUCUGAACUCUUGUAAUUCUUUAUAUAUAGCUUUUUAAUUGGCAUUUCGUAAAGUAGGGUAUUUUUGUUAUGCUUGCGUCUCUUGUUUCAGAGGUUGGCAAACUUUUUCUGUAAGGGGCCAAGAUAGUAAAUAUCUUUAGCUUUGGAAAGCCUAUGUUCUUGGUCACAACAACUCAACUCUGCUGUUAGGGUGAAAAAGCAGGCAUAGAUAACAGGUAAACAAAUGGGCAGGGCCAGAUUUGACCCUUGGGCCAUAAUUUGCAGAACCCUGUUUGAAUUAACUAUAAGGGAAAACUGUGUCAUGUUCAUCAUCUUUAUAAACUCCACAACACUUUGCAUAGAUAGUGGCAUGCUUAUAGUGGAGCUCUAUAAAUAAUUUUUGGACUAAUAUGAAGUUCUAUAAGGGCAAACACUGACAAAUGGUAAGAAGAGUUGAUCAGGAGUAACCUUGUAUUCAGUGUGAACUUGAUAAUUAUAAAGGAGGUAAAGCUGUCUAGGAAGGAAGAUAGGUAGUGAGUGAGGAAGGAGCAUCUCAGGAUGGACAGUGGCUGUGGUUUUGCUGAGUGUAUUUUGGUUGUGGGAGGCGAGCCUACAUCAGAAAGAAAAGUAAUUCAUCGGUCUCAAUUUCUGCUGCUCAAAGCAAUCUCUUUGCUCAUACUGUUUCCCCCGAAUCCGUUGUUUUUGUUCAGAGCUCUGUCUUUACAGUGUAGACUAUGUGUUUCUUUACUGUCAUUGCCAUCCAGAUCCUUUGACAAGUUCAAUAGUUUUUCAAGCAGGGUUUUCUUUGAGUUUGAGAAAUGUAUUUGUGAGGACACAGUGCUUUAAUUAAAAAGUGUUGAGUACCAUGGUCAUGCACUGUAAGUAUUCAGAGUGAGAUUUCUGAGUAGGGGAGAGAAUGUGGAUGACAGCCACCAAGAGGCUAUGAGAAAGAGAGAAGUAACGUGUGGUUCACGUUCCUAAAUGAAGGGUUAAUACACCCUGAUUUUUGCUAUUCUUCAUACACUAGGGUUAGAUGCUCCCCAGCUCAUUUGUAUUCUAGAGUUUUCAGCUUAGGUAUGUGUGUAUUAUAGCAAUAGCAGUCAACAUUAUGAUAAGGGCUUAUGUGUCAGCACUAUGCUAACUACUUUAUAUGCCUUAUCUCACUGUCAACAGUCCUCUGAGGUAGAAUUGUCUUCUCAUUUUCCAGAAGUUGAAGGCAGUUGAAUCAUCUGCCCAAGGUUAGGCUGCAAGUGAGAGCAGAGAUGAGAUUUGAAGUUGAGUUUCUCAAUUCCAGUGAUCACAGUCCCAUCAAAUUCUCCUGGCCAUUUCUCACUGAGGCGACAAUGAUAGUACUGACCGCUAGUGUGAGCAUGUGUGUGUAUGUGGUCUCUUAGACUUGAAUCCCCCCAAAACAAAGCCUAUUCCUUUUUUC
Molecule: messenger RNA, 5625 nt
Organism: Equus quagga
Lineage: Eukaryota; Metazoa; Chordata; Mammalia; Perissodactyla; Equidae
Gene: PIK3C3
Product: phosphatidylinositol 3-kinase catalytic subunit type 3
Exons: 25
Coding region: 68-2731 (887 amino acids)
Biological process (GO): endocytosis; phosphatidylinositol-mediated signaling; autophagosome assembly
Cellular component (GO): cytoplasm; phosphatidylinositol 3-kinase complex, class III, type II; phosphatidylinositol 3-kinase complex, class III, type I
Molecular function (GO): 1-phosphatidylinositol-3-kinase activity
Source: RefSeq, a predicted model, not a curated record